This is a messenger RNA of Limanda limanda (common dab), 279 nucleotides long. Its product is annotated as cortexin-1-like. Lineage: Eukaryota; Metazoa; Chordata; Actinopteri; Pleuronectiformes; Pleuronectidae. The coding region runs from base 1 to 279 and encodes 92 amino acids. The transcript has a single exon. The record is from RefSeq and is a predicted model, not a curated record.
AUGAGCUACACUAACUACUGGGUAGUGGACUAUGACCUCUCUUCUCCUGCUCCACCUGUGUUCCCCAGGGGCCCGACAGUGCUGCAGCCACCCAUGGCAGGACACCCCGAGCAGGGAACAGCCCUGUGUUUCGUGGGCCUCCUCCUGCUCCUGCUGCUCUUCCUCAUAGUUCGUUGUGUCCGUAUCUUGUUGGACCCCUACAGCAGCAUGCCGGCUGCCUCGUGGACAGACCACAAGGAGGGGCUGGACAGAGGACAGUUUGAUUAUGCAUUGGUGUAA